GAAAAAAAUAUAUAGAAAAUGUCAAAAGCAGGCUUUAAGGAAAAAGUGACAGAAAAAGUAUACAGGGGACUGUUCCCCAGUCGAGCUUUAAGUCUAACAAAACGAUCGCAUCAAUAUAACAACACUAAAGAGCGACCUCUUGCUUUCUGAUAGACAGCAUGUAUCUCCACUUGUCACCGUCUGCAUAAUAGUAAUGCCCGUUUCUUGUUAAGCAAUGCAUACAGAAACGUUGCCGCUGGACGCAAGCAGCCCUUUAGCUUGUGUUUUUAACAACACAUGAAAGUACAGCACAAGACAAUGUCUUUAAAAUGUGUUAACGAAUAAAUACAUUAUUUUUACCCUCUGCUCUUGUUGUUUCUUUAAUAAAUAUAUACCAAAUUCAUUCUCCAAAUGUUUUUUAAUGAUUUCGUCUUUUAUCAUUUUAAAAAGUGAGGAGGCACAGUGACUGAAGUGGCCGGGCCAUGCCCCCUAGUGCCCCCUCGUGUCGCCGACUCUGAGAUGCAGUAUCAGUAUAUGCAUUAGAACUUGUAGCCAUUCAGAUGGCUCUUGAGUGGGUGGAGGAGAUGAUGCCAAAUUCUGAAAGUAAAAUUUUAAUUUGUUCAGAUUCAAUGGCUUCUCUGUCAAGCAUACAAACCUUUCAAUCAUGUAGAAGCGAUCUACUUACAGAAAUAUUAACUAUUUUAUUCAGAUUAAGACAUCUGGGAGCUACAGUGCAGUUUAUAUGGGUUCCAGCACAUGUUGGGAUUCCUGGGAAUGAAACAGCGGAUAAAAUGGCCAAAGAAGCACUUGAAGUGGAAAGUGUUAACAUUGCAAUCACCCUCAGCAGGUCAGAAGGGAAAUCACUAAUUGGACAAGCGUGUGGAAGUAUAUGGCAGACAUACUGAGACUCUUGUAAGGAAGGAAGACAUUUCUACAGAAUUCAAAGUAAUAUAAAAUGUAGUAAAAUGAAUCAAAAUUUUAAUAGGAAAGAUUUUUCCCUAAUUACAAGACUAAGAAUGGGUCACACUAAUCUCAAUGCUACACUUCACAUUAUGGGUAAACACAACUCUGGUUUAUGUAGUGUAUGUCAGGAAAGAGAAACGGUAGAGCAUGUUCUGAUUAGUUGUAAGAAAUAUGAUCAGAAGAGAAUUUGUCUUAUAGGAGAUAUGCAAGCUUUGGGUAUUACAGAAUUUACGUUGAUAAAUAUUUUAAAGACAGGAGUAGAAUCGUGUAGAGUAGUUUCAGCAAUAAUAACAUUCCUGAGAAAUAGUGGUCUGAUAAACAGAAUAUAAAAAUUCUCUGUAGGCUAUCUCAUCUUCGUCACACUCCAGCACAGUAGGUGGCGGAAUGCACCUUUACAGUUGGUUGCAACCCGCCUAUAAAAGCAUAGAAGUCCACAUGAAGUGACGAACUGGGAAACCGAAACCAAAAGUAGUAAGAUGUUGGAAGUCAAACAUAACAAAGCCAACUGUUUAACGAUAAAAAUAUAAACGGUAAGAUUUUAGAGAUGCAAGCUACUUAACUUUUGUGCAUUCGACUUAACAUGCAUUAAAACAUAACCGACAGCACUCCGUUUAUAGCAGCGGUUCUUAAUCCUGUUCUUCGCGACCCCUCACUCUGCAUAUUUUGUAAUAUCUCAUAUUUUAUUAAAUAAGGUGUGUUGGAUUCAAUGGGUGUUGAGAUAUGUUUGUUUAUAAGCAUUAUAUCAAAAAUCUUUCUCUCUGUUCACCAGAACAAAGAAAUGUAUACACGUUUGGAAGAACACAAAGGUCAAGAAAACAUAAAUUGCCAGAGCAAAGUUUGGCUUCGCAUCUCUUUGGCAGUAAACAUAGGCCUAUGUUUAUUCAUAUGUUAUUUAUGUCGUCAUGUAAAUUCACAGGAACCCACAAUUUUUAGGACAAUCACAAAGAAGCCUCUUGAAAAAGACACUAUACUGCUGAUAUGGCUGUGGCCAUUUGGAAUAAAAUUUGACUUAAAUUCCUGCAGAUCCAGAUUUAAUAUAGAUGGCUGUUACCUGACUAAUGAUAGAGAACUGUACAGCAAGGCUCAUGGGGUUUUGAUAAAUCACAGAGACAUUAGCAACAAUCUGUCAAACUUACCCACCAAACCGAGGCCCUUCUUUCAGAAAUGGAUAUGGAUGCAUUUUGAGUCCCCACGAAACACAAGGAGACUUGAGGGUCUGGAGAACCUGUUUAAUGUGACGCUAAAUUACCGGCGAGAUGCUGAUAUUGUUAUUCGUGAGCAAAUUACACUUAAAACUGAAGAUACUGAGGAUAAGAUAUUCCCACAAGUUCUGGACAAAAAGGACAAGUUAGUUUGCUGGAUCGUGAGAAACUGGAAUGAGGACUUUAAACGGGUAAAAUAUUAUAAUGAGUUGAAAAAACACAUUCAUAUUUCUUUGUAUGGGGGACAUUUUGGAAAAACAUUAAAUCAGGAAGAAUACAAUGAAAUAUUGACAAGUUGUAAGUUCUAUUUAUCAUUUGAGAACACAGCCAUUCAUUACGACUACAUGACAGAAAAGAUGUUCAAUCCACUCAAUCUAGGAUCAGUGCCGGUCGCUCUUGGGCCUCCAAAAUACAUAUAUGAUAAAUUUGUGCCAAAAGACUCUUUCAUCCACGUGGACGAUUUCUCUAGCCCUCGAGAGCUGGCUGAACAUCUGAAGUCACUGGACAAGAAUGUUGAAGAGUACAAGAAGUAUUUUCAAUGGAGAAAAAACUUUGAAGUAAAACUUGUCGAUUAUCCCACUGAGCAUGUGUGCCGAGCCUGUCAAUACAUACGUACAAAGAAAGAUUAUCAAGUGUUUGUAAAUCUUAACAAAUGGUACUGGGGUGCCAUAGACAGUACCUAAAAGUCAAAAUCCCUUUGGUGGCUGUAUCAAUCAAAUAAUCUUUUGAAUUUUCUCCUCUGAUAUAUGUCUCUUCAAUUCAUUUAAGUCUAUGUCAAAACCUUUAAAUUCAAAGGCUUCUAAAACGUGUAACAUUCUUGAGUCUGUUGUAAGAUUUUUUUAAGUUUAUGUUUAACUGUAUUUUAAUUUCUUUUCAAUUUUUUAUUUUAACAAAAAAGACUAUGCUGAUAUGUUUUAUUGAUUUUUUUGGCUUUGCAGAGUAUUUGUGAUGUCCGUUGUCUCCCCUGUAAUUAUGUUUCAUACCUUGAAUUAAAAAAAAGGUUCCUCGCGUACAAUGACGUCACCGUCAUUCACAGUGGAGAAGAGGAGGGACAAACACUUCAUUGACAACCAUCAUACACAACAAUGGAUAAGUUGAUAUGAAUGGUUACUGCAUUUAAUUAUUAAGUAAUAUUCUUUAAAAUAAGAUACUAGUAAUAAGUAGGCUAACUGUUGGGGAUAUUCUAAAUUACAGCAACCAACGCAUCUCCGGAAUAACGCGCAGUGCCUCCAAAGCGUUCUCAAUCUCAGGCGCCACCAGCUGGUCGUUUUCAGAAGAGCACCAGUCCGCUAUUAUAGAGAAAAACACUGCUUCAGUUCUUUCUUUUUAACAAAAAUACAUAUCUUGAACAGUGUCACAAUUUCCAGUCAGCACGUCAUCACCUGCUUUAUCUGUUAAAACCUGCAAGAGAAGAAUACCAAAUAGAUUUGUAUUCACUACUGCCUUUUAUUUUUAUUAUUGAUGUAAAUUUACUGAUCGCACUGUAAAUUUACCAACCGUGCGAUAUCAUUCACUGUAAUUCUACAUUAUAAAACAUUAACCUUAUGGUCCUUGAUUCUGAUUGGUUGAGACGUGUUCUAAAAAUGCAAGAUCAUGUCCCAAGAUUUUUCAUGUUGACAGACAUCAGUAGAAACCACAACUAAAUUCUAAUGAGUUGGCAAAUUACAAAUCCUAUUUCAAAUAUUCCAAAACAUUAUAGCAAAAAAUAUAUAUAUAGAAAAUGUUUAAGUUCUGUAUCAAUUACAAAGGAUUAACACAACUUUUAUAGCGCUACAAGCCAUCUUGCUUUUU
Triplophysa rosa is the source of this 3935-nucleotide messenger RNA. Its product is annotated as 4-galactosyl-N-acetylglucosaminide 3-alpha-L-fucosyltransferase 9-like. Gene Ontology annotation, molecular function: alpha-(1->3)-fucosyltransferase activity. NCBI's taxonomy places the organism in Eukaryota, Metazoa, Chordata, Actinopteri, Cypriniformes, Nemacheilidae. The record is from RefSeq and is a predicted model, not a curated record. The coding region runs from base 1649 to 2827 and encodes 392 amino acids. The transcript is spliced from 2 exons. Gene Ontology annotation, cellular component: membrane.